Molecule: messenger RNA, 5187 nt
Organism: Cyphomyrmex costatus
Lineage: Eukaryota; Metazoa; Arthropoda; Insecta; Hymenoptera; Formicidae
Gene: yl
Product: Putative vitellogenin receptor yl
Exons: 32
Coding region: 1-5187 (1728 amino acids)
Biological process (GO): receptor-mediated endocytosis
Cellular component (GO): signaling receptor complex; apical plasma membrane; plasma membrane
Molecular function (GO): protein binding; hormone binding; calcium ion binding
Source: RefSeq, a predicted model, not a curated record
AUGCGCCGUUUUCUAGUAUUAUUAUUUAUAUACAGCUUUUUAUAUCCUUGUUCAUUUAAUGGAUUGGACUCCCGUUUUAAAACACAAAGCUGCCAAAAUCUGAGCAGUGGGAAUUUAUUCAAAUGCAGCAAUGGGCAAUGUAUAUUACAGUCCUAUAGAUGUGAUACGAUUGUGGACUGUACAGAUGGCUCAGAUGAAGAAGGCUGUGACAAUUAUAACAACUCUUCUUCCAUCAAAUGCUCUAAAUAUGAAUAUAAAUGCAGAAAUAAUUACUGCAUACCGAUAGACAAGUUUUGCGACGGGAUAAUAAAGGAUUGCCCGGAUGGAAGUGAUGAGUACGACGAUUGCGUGAAACAUUUGAACUGUAGCAGCAGGUUCCAGUGUGCUGACGAUCAUUGUGUAUAUCAACACUGGGUUUGCGACGGCAAGAAGGAUUGUCCCGACGGCAGCGACGAGUGGAAUUGCAAUAUAAAUAAAACAUCAUCCGCGAGUAAAUGUAAAAUAAACAAUUUCCAAUAUUUAUGUAAAAAUAAACUAUGCAUAUCUCUUAAAUUAGUAUGCAAUGGAAAGGAUGAUUGUGGUGAUAAAUCAGAUGAAGUCAAUUGUACAACAUCCAGUUGUCCCAGCUCGGUAAAAUGCGAUCACGAAUGCAAACAAACUCCUGAAGGAAGUAUAUGUUUUUGUAAACCAGGUUAUAAAUUAAAAAAUGAUAACACUUGUAGAGAUAUCAAUGAAUGUCAGAUUUAUGGUAUAUGCGAUCAAGAAUGUAUAAAUACGCCAGGAUCGUAUAGAUGCAAGUGUCAAACGGAUUAUUUCUUACAGCAAGACCAAAAAACCUGCAAAUCGAGGGCUGGCGAAGCUACGAUAGUGUUCUCUACAAAAACAGAGAUUGUCGGGAUAUAUCUUGACUCGCAAAUAAACUUUAUAGUUGCGAAAAACUUAAAUCUUGCAAUCGGUGUUGAUAUGAACGGCGAUCACAUAUAUUGGUCGGAUAUUGAAGAAAACAACAGGGUCAUUGUAAGAAGUACUCAUCAAAAUAAACACGAAGUUAUUGUAAGAACAGGCUUGAAGAAGAUAUCGGCGAUAGCUGUGGAUUGGAUCACAGAAAAUGUAUAUUUCACAGAUAACGGUUACGAUCAUAUUGGCGUUUGUAAAGACGACGGCACAUAUUGCACCAUAUUAAUUAAUAAUAUUAAUAAACCAAGAGGACUUGUUUUGUCACCAACCCAUGGAAAAAUGUAUUGGAGUGAUUGGGGCCCUAGAGCAUGUAUAACAGUUGCGGGAAUGGAUGGCAAAAAUAUCCGUAAAUUCGUCUGUAAUAAUUUAAAAGCACCUCGAAGCCUAACUAUUGAUUAUCCGACCAAUCGAUUAUAUUGGGUGGAUAUGAAAUUAAAGAGAAUCGAAUCAAUACGUUUAGACGGAACUGAUCGAAGACUUGUACUACAUGCUAUGAUACGCAAUCCAUUUUCAAUGGCGAUUUUCGAAAAUAAAUUGUAUUGGAGCGAGUGGGAAUCCAAAUCAAUAGAGUUCUGCAAUAAAUUUACUGGAAAGGAUUGGAAUAUCUUACAUAGCAAUCAACGACUUUCACAUUACAGUCUGCACAUUGAUCAAUCAUCAAUAAAGCCUAAAAUUGACAAUCCAUGUUACUCUAAUCCGUGUUCUGAAUUGUGUAUGCUAAAUCAAAAUAAUGGAUACACGUGCGCUUGUACUUUGAAUAAAAAAUUAAAUGUCGACAAUCAUACCUGUCAAGAGGUAACGAAGAAUGUGCUUAUUCUUUAUGAUACGGUAUUUACAAACUAUUGUAACGGAAUGUUGGGAAAGCCGAAAACAAGAACAGUCUCGAAAGUAUUACAACCUAAGGAUAUAGUAUCUGAUCCGACCUCUGGCCAAGUAAUAUGCAGUGUACUGACAGAACAGUUUGAGAUAAACAUCGUACGCUUCGAUCCAGUCAGUGAUACUUUUGGAAACACCAUAUUGCACAAUGUUUCUUAUUUUAGUAUGGCAUUUGAUCAUAUUGGUAAUAAUUUGUAUAUGACAAAUAUACUGAGCAAUUCUAUCAAGGUAUACAGCUUAAAAACUCUGGCAAUGACGGCCUUUUAUUUUAAGGAUUCUAUUCCUUACUAUAUUACAUUAGUACCUGAGGAAAGCAAGAUGUAUGUAGCAUUUAAAGAUAUACUUCCUUCUAAUCAUACAUUUGAGAGGUUUUGUAUAUAUGAAAUGGAAAUGAACGGACUCGGUGAAAAAAAACUACUCAGGGAUAAUUUGCAUGGUCCAAUAAUAUCAAUGUACUACGAUAAAGACAGUAAAACGCUCUUCGUGAGUGAUCAAAUGUCUGGUGAAAUCUUAUCCCUGUCAGCUGAAGGCACACGUUUGCUUCGUACUGGAUUACAACAGCCUUUAAGUCUUACUGUCGCAGACGACAAUAUUUUUUGGAUUGAAUAUGAAAAAUAUUCAAAUUAUUUAACAUUAUACUCGACAAAUUUUAAAAUUACUUAUAAUCACAAAAAUGCUAGAUUUCAAAUACCCAUCAGGGAUCAAUUAGUUAACUCACCAACUUCCGCGCAUAUGGUAACUUUGCGUAAGGAUGUUAAAGAGAAUCAUGAUUGUCAAAAAAAUAAUGGAAAUUGCUCACACGUGUGUUUGCUUUCCUCUAUUACUUCAUUUGUUUGUGCUUGUCCUCCUGGAAUGGCACUAUCAAAUAAUAAUCGCACAUGUAUUGUGCAUGAAUGUCCAAAGAAUGAAUUUAAAUGCAGUGAGCACAACAUCUGCAUACAAAAGGAGAAUGUGUGCGAUGAUAUCGCACAUUGCCCAAAUGGUGAAGACGAAACGAUGGAUUGUCACAAAAGGGAGAAAUGCAAGGAAAAUGAAUUUACAUGCACGAACGGCGAGUGCAUCAGUAUAAAAAGUCGUUGUAAUUGGCAUUACGAUUGCACCGAUCAGUCGGAUGAAGAGAAUUGCAUAAAACCGAAAUGCGCAAGUGAUGAAUUUCAAUGUCGCAACGGAAUAAUUCCUUGCGUAUCGAAAUCAUUGCUAUGCGACGGCGAGUUUGAUUGUGAGGAUGGAUCGGAUGAAAAACUCGAGACAUGUAAACUAGGCGCACCAUGUUUAAACGGUAAAUUUCGAUGUAACAAUGGUAAUUGUAUAUCUCCUUCGCUGAUGUGUAACGGCUUUGACGAUUGCUCCGAUGGCAGUGACGAAAGACAUUGCUUAGCGAAACCAAACUAUUUGGUUAAUUGCACUGUGGAUGAGUAUCGGUGUUUCGACACCGAUUUAUGUAUUUCUAUAAAAUUAAAAUGCAACGGCAAAAGUGAUUGUCCUAAAAGCGAUGACGAGCAUGAUUGCUCGUUUUGCUUGGAGGAUGAAUUUACCUGCGACAAUGCAGAGUGCAUUUCAGAGAAUUUGGUAUGCGACAAGUCUGAUGAUUGCGGUGAUAAUUCAGAUGAGAAAAAUUGCGACGGUAGUAAAAAGACCAUGAAAUCUACCAAAUGUGAUGAAUUUAAAUGUUCUAGCGGCACUUGCCUGCCGUACAGUAAAGUAUGCGACGGUAAUCAAGAUUGUCCAGAUGAUAGCGACGAAAAUGGGAAAUGUCAGAUCGCAUGUACGAUGAACAAUUUUUGUGAAGGCAUAUGUUAUAAGACACCAAAAGGCGAUGUUUGCAGCUGUCCAGAUGGAUAUCGUUUAGCUGCUGAUGCGAUUUCCUGCGAGGACAUAAACGAAUGCAAAAGCAACAUUUGCUCGCAAAUUUGUCGGAAUACUAUAGGUUCUUUCGAGUGUUCGUGUCACGAGGGAUAUGUUAUUCGUAGCGACAAAGUUUCUUGCAAAGCUGUCGGGCCGGCAAUGGAAUUCAUCACCGUAACUAGUAAUGAUAUUAGGAAGAUUUCAUCUAAUUCACACUCGAUCGAUAUGAUCCAUUUAUUAUCGGGUUUGAGUAUAAAUGGAUUCGAUGUGAACGCAGUCCACAAUUCUGUCUACUGGAGUAACGAUGAAUUUGGUACUGUUAAAAAACUCAAUAUUAAAACCAAAAAAAUGACCACAAUUAUGACAGUCGAGCAUCCACAGUCACUUGCGGUCGAUUGGAUUACUGAUAAUGUUUAUGUCAAUGAUAAUGGUCGUCUGAGUAUGAUUAAGGUAUGCAGUUUGGAGAAAGAAAGAUGUGCGACGCUAGUCGAGAUAGAAGAUAAAGCAAAAGUAGAGUCCAUUGCAGUUGACUCGAUUAAUAGAUGGCUAUUCUGGGUUCAAAUAACGUGGCAACUAGAUGUACCAUUUAGCAAAAUAUGUCGGACAGACAUGAUGGGCACCGACAUGAAAAUUAUCAGUUCCGAUGCAGGCUUUGUGAGCGGAAUAGCAAUUGAUCAUAUAAAAUUGAAAUUAUAUUGGUCAGACAGUUUCACCAAAACUAUCAAAUCAUCUAAUUUGGAUGGAAGCCAACGUAGCAUAUUUUUGAGAACAAAUAUGUAUCAUCCAUUUGGUAUUAGUAUUUUUGAACAAUCGCUUUAUUGGUUGAUGGAUACAAGCGGUCAACUGCAAAGUUGUAAACUGUACGGUAAAAAGUCAUGUAAAAUAAUAAAUCUAGGCACAAAUAACGUUUACAGACAGUUUUCCAUCCUUCAUAUUUCCAGACAACCUGUUGUUGAAAACCCUUGCGAUGGAGAGAAUUGCGACUAUAUGUGCGUUCUGAAGAAGGAAAAUGCAACGUGCAUUUGUUCAGAUGGCAAAUCAAUAGAAUCUAAUAAUACUUGCACAAUAAAUAUGAAUAGUGAGUUGAUUAAAAAUCCAUCGAAAAAUGUACGGUACUCAAAUGGAAUUUAUAGUCUAAUAAUAAUUGUAUUACUGGUCUUUAUUCUAUUAUUAUGCGUUUAUUACUACUAUCAGAGAAACAGAUUAAAACUGAAAUCAGUAAACAAUCUUAGUUGCAGUAGCAUUUACUUCCAUAAUCCAUCAUACGAUCGAAGCGACGAAGUGGAGAUAACACUCAACUCGAUAAUUGCAGGCUUAUCUCCUGGACAGCACGAAUAUAUUAAUCCUAUUGAUAAUAAAUUCCUAAAUCUAAAAGAUGCGAUGGAAAACAAUGAAAACAUACAGAGAUCAGAUCCAUAUUCGAAAGAAAAAGAUGCUGAAGAGACAGAGCAGCAUGAUUCGUUAAUUUAUUUUGGAAAACAGAGACCAGUAGAUUAUAGGGGUAAGUAA